This is a messenger RNA of Talaromyces proteolyticus, 830 nucleotides long. RefSeq lists its product as uncharacterized. The transcript is spliced from 4 exons. Gene Ontology annotation, cellular component: intracellular anatomical structure. Lineage: Eukaryota; Fungi; Ascomycota; Eurotiomycetes; Eurotiales; Trichocomaceae. Bases 158 to 817 code for a protein of 219 amino acids. The record is from RefSeq and is a predicted model, not a curated record. Gene Ontology annotation, molecular function: oxidoreductase activity, acting on NAD(P)H, oxygen as acceptor.
GUUAUAUAUGAAUAUCAAGAACAAACUUGAUGACUUGCAUAACAAAGGCACAGCAUCCUUUAGGAAAUAUUUGAAUAUUAUGACAACAUCUCUUUCAUUGCUAUAUGCAAUAUUCAUCAGGAUCAAUUGAUAGCCCAUCCCUUUUACUGAUAUUUUCAUGUUAGAUUGUAUACAACAGGUUGAAAGAAAUGAUGCAGGUGUGAAGAAAACUGAUGCGCUCGCGCAGACUCAUGGCGUUAAGGCGGCCGCCUACAAAGUUGAUAUCUCCGAUCCUGGACAAAUGAAGAAUACGAUUGCAGCCGUCGUUCGAGACUUCGGGCGAAUCGACUUUUUUGUUGCCAAAGCAGGAAUGGCUAUUUCGAAGCCGAUAUUGGAACAACAACUAGAUCAAUAUCGCGAAAAAGUCUCUGCUAAUGUCGACGGAGUCGUCUUCCAGCGUCAAGACAGUGGAAACUUGAUGAUCAUAUCAAGUAUGAUUGCGCAUAUUGUCAAUGUGCCAACAGACCAACCCGUCUACAAUGGAACCAAGGCUUUUAUCCUACAUUUUGGAAAGUCUCUAGCUCGUGAAUGGAGGGAGUUUCCCCGCGUCAACAUUGUCUCACCCGGUUUCUUCGACACUAAGAUGGGAGCAAGCCCUCUGUCGGUUAGCGAGGCUUACCGUAUGACAAGUCUUGGACGCCAGGGACAUACGAAAGAAUUAAGGGUCUAUAACUCUCCCUUGCCAGCGACACUUCUACCUAUACGACGGGGAGCGACGUUCUUAUUGAUGGUGGAUACAUGCUUCCAUGAGCAUGAGUUUAUAGAUUGCUUGAAUUGAAAAUCAAUGCUCC